Messenger RNA from Chlamydomonas reinhardtii, 1671 nucleotides. RefSeq lists its product as uncharacterized. Lineage: Eukaryota; Viridiplantae; Chlorophyta; Chlorophyceae; Chlamydomonadales; Chlamydomonadaceae. The transcript has 7 exons. Bases 229 to 1425 code for a protein of 398 amino acids. The record is from RefSeq and is a predicted model, not a curated record.
CUCAUUAGCAAUCCACUUGGGUUCCCGAGCGACAAGUCGUAUAGCGGGCUGACUGCUUACCCAACUACUGGAGCGAAGUAACCUGGCCGACAUAUAAUUACUUCCUACCGCCCGAGUAGUAGUGCAUACAGCGUCUUGCCGAGCCUUACUUAAUCCAGCACUCGCUGUGAUUGGAGACUUGCCUCACGCGGCGGCUGAAGCGGCGUUUUGACCGGCGAAGUUGGGAAAAUGGCUGCGACGCGGUUUUUGCUCGCAGCGGGUUUUGUGCUCCUCGCGUUGACGUCAAGCGUGAGCGCUGUCAUCGCCCCCUCGAGCUCCAGUGUGGCGCUCCUGAAGGAGGCUAGCUUCAACAGCGCCACCGCAUACGCCAACAUCAAGAAAGCGCUGCCUAUGGCCAAGGAGGUGAGCCUGGCGCUUACCGCCGCCGACCUCAAGGGCAUGACGGCGCUGGUCCUGAACGCCCGGCCCGGCGUGGAGGCCGUCCUGAACGCCUCGGUCACCGCCAAGGCCAGCGCGGGCUUCUACAAGGCCGUGGGCGACUGGGUGAGGAAGGGCAACACGCUGGUGCUGGUCAACGGCGCUGUGGGCGGCUUCAAGCCAGUGAUUGAGAAGUUCAUGAAGAAGAGCCAGGCCUGCGUGGGCGUGCAGCUGGCUGCCAACCGCACCACCAAGUUCACUCUACGCUACCGCCAAGACCCCUACACAGCCCUGGCCGCCACCUGGGUCACCAACUCUACAGAGGUGCCCGCCGGCCUGCAGUGCCAGAAGGGCUCUGGCCGCCCCGUCAUGACCAGUGCCAACACGAAUGGCGUGUCGUCCAUCCACCAGUUUGCCGCUGGCCAGGGCACCAUCGUCUUCCUAGCCGCCAGCUUCGAGGGCGCCACCGUGAAGACCAUCUUUACGGACGCCCUGUACGCAGCCAUUGCGAACACGCCCAUUCCCACGCCCUCCCCCACCCCGAGCCCCAAGGCCUCUCCCUCUCCCACGCCCACGCCUUCGCCCACCCCUUCGCCCAAGGCCUCGCCCUCUCCCUCUCCCUCGCCCAAGGCCUCGCCUUCUCCCUCGCCCACCCCUUCGCCCAAGGCCUCUCCCUCUCCCUCGCCCACCCCUUCGCCCAAGGCUUCUCCCUCUCCUUCCCCAUCGCCCAAGGCUUCUCCCUCGCCCACUCCUAGCCCCAAGGCCUCUCCCUCUCCCACUCCUAGCCCCAAGGCCUCUCCUUCCCCCUCUCCCUCUCCCUCCACCAGCCCCAAGGUUUCCCCCACCCCUUCGCCUGCGGGCACCGCCCCCAAGCCCGCCCCCACUCCCUCUCCUAGCCCCACCAAGAAGAACAAGCCCCCGCCGCCGGAGGACGCGCCUCCCCCCGCGGAGAUGCCGCCGCCCAUGGAGGACUCUGCGCCCCCUCCCCCCAAGAAGAAGACAGGCUAGGGCUCCCCGCUGCAAAGCGGUCUCCGUACCUGUAUGAGUUUGGGAAGCCGUACGAGCAUGCGAUGUGUUUGAGCACAAGUGGGCGGCUUCAUCAUGGAUAUUAAAGUAGGAUGGGGGAUUAAUGAAAUUGCGGAACGGUACCGACAUUACCAGAUUUACCACUGGCAAGUGAGGCUGCUGAAAUGCUGCUUCAUGGCUUGACGCGUACCGUAACUGAGCCAUAACCUCAUGUAACAUACAUCUUAG